Messenger RNA from Histoplasma capsulatum G186AR, 1804 nucleotides. RefSeq lists its product as uncharacterized. The transcript is spliced from 2 exons. The coding region runs from base 366 to 1001 and encodes 211 amino acids. NCBI's taxonomy places the organism in Eukaryota, Fungi, Ascomycota, Eurotiomycetes, Onygenales, Ajellomycetaceae. The record is from RefSeq and is a predicted model, not a curated record.
CUGUUCACGUUGUCCGCUAUACUCCCUUUCUCUUUCUUCUCUUGGUUCUGUCUCCUCUUAACCGGAGUGGUUGUUGUCUUUCUCUGCCUCGGGUUACUACCUUGUUGAACCUGGUACACCCUGAUGUGAGUGUUCCGCAAAGAAAGAGAAGAGCCUCGAUUCCCCCGUGAUCUUGCUAUAGCAAACCUCUUCAUCUUCCUCCCCCGCUACCGCAUUCCCCGCUGUGGCUGCUAGGAGACACAACUUUGCGGUGCCGUUAUCCCGGGCAGUGGCAGCGGCCUCAAAAGCUCCGGCAAGGAUAAGAAAGAAGCAAUUGCACCCACUCUCUCCUUCCCCUACGCGCGCACCACAACCCCAAAACGAUAAUGGCGACCGAAACCCAACACUUCACCUCCACCUCUCCUCCCACCUUUACCUCCUCGCCUCUGCGCAGUCAGCUCACUGGAUCGCAUAACUCUUCCCGUCUGCAAUUCAACCACCUAAUAAAAACCCGUGUCAAAUCCGCGUCCGCUCCCCCAGCCUCAGCCGCAGCCUCCUCAAGCUCAGACACAACAUCAAUGUCAAUACCAUCCUCUUACCCUUAUGCGCAUCCCGUAGACGACCCCGCCCCGAUCCGACACGACAGACCCAGCCUCCUCAGACGGUUCACUAACCGCCUCCAGCUCGCCUACUACCGCUACGAAGUCACCUAUGGCAUCUACGUCAUGACCCCCGAGGAGAAAUUCGUCGCCAACACCUUCCUGCUUGUGUUUAUCUCGCUGCUUCUCUGGGGCUUGUUUUUAUAUUUCCCGCCCUUGCUCUUCCAGAAACUGAGCCGGCUAGCGUGGAUUUUGACCGGGGCGGGCAUCGAUGGCGUGAGGGAGAGAGUGUCCGCGGAGUUGAAAUUGGUCAAUGGCAGUACUGGUGCUGGUGCGGUUCCUUGUCUCGGCGGCCCUGGGAGUACUGGAGUCACCAUAGCCAUCUCACCAACAGCUUCUCAUCAACUGUUACCGCGGUCUUGAGUGCAAGAAAGAAAGAAAAAGAAAAGAAAAUCUCAUUUUUUUGCUCCACUAUGAAAGGCGUUUGCCCUCUCUUCUUCCGGUUUGUUUUUUGGUUAUUGGUUUCUUGAACAUUGCAUUCCUUGGUUUUCCGGUACGUUUUCUUGGGUUUUUAACGUGAAAUAACGAGCCAAUGAUGAUGACUUGCAGGCCAAAAUUUGCCUGCAAAAAAUAUAUAUAUGUAUAUUUUUAAUGAAGGCAGGUAUUGCUGACAACAAGAUUUGUUUUUCCUUUUGAUCUAGGAUCAGCAUAACAAUAUUAUUAAUAACGUGUUUUCGCCGGUUUUCCUCGCGUGUGUCACCCUUGCGCUCAUACAUGUGUGUGCGCCGUCUACAUUGUUAGAACGGGGAACAAUUAAUAAUUGCAUUUGAUUUAGUCUUUCCUUGUGUGUUCUGUGGUGGCGGUAAUUUUUCUACUUGGAAUUGCAUACGUCAAUUGUGGAUGAAUUGGUUGGCUUACAUCUACCCUGGUCCUCAUUUCGCCUUACCGGUCUCUACGUGAUCGAAGUGGUUGGAACCCGCCCACGCUGUUUGUGUCUGACUUUCAACAGAAAGAAGACUAUAUCGUGCGAUUCACGCUUGAUAUAUGGAUUUUUUUCCUCUCUUCCUUUUUUUUUCGUUUUUGGCCAAGACGCACAACACCCAUUGUAUAGAUAAUUCGUGGGCGCUUCAGAUCCGCCGCUCUACUCACAUGGAUUCCCAGGUCGAUUUCUUCGAGCUAUGGAAGGUAGAGAUGUCGAUUUUUCCAAAGUUUUGUCUCACACUAAG